Pecten maximus is the source of this 3689-nucleotide messenger RNA. RefSeq names its product N(4)-(Beta-N-acetylglucosaminyl)-L-asparaginase-like. The coding region runs from base 2 to 1054 and encodes 350 amino acids. Gene Ontology annotation, cellular component: lysosome. The transcript is spliced from 8 exons. Gene Ontology annotation, molecular function: N4-(beta-N-acetylglucosaminyl)-L-asparaginase activity. Gene Ontology annotation, biological process: protein deglycosylation. NCBI's taxonomy places the organism in Eukaryota, Metazoa, Mollusca, Bivalvia, Pectinida, Pectinidae. The record is from RefSeq and is a predicted model, not a curated record.
CAUGAAGAUGGCCGCUGCCAUGGAUGUUUUGCUGUAUCUAGUGGUAUCCACGCUGUAUUUAUUUUUUGCGGUGUCUGCGGGUGUACCUAUUGUUGUCAACACUUGGCCAUUUACCAACGCGACAGUCGGAGCCUGGACUCGUCUGUACAAUGAGAAGGGCAGCAGUGUGGAUGCUGUUGUAGCUGGUUGUCGUGUGUGUCAGACGCAGCAGUGUGAUGGCACAGUUGGCUAUGGUGGAGAUCCCGAUGAAGAAGGGGAGGUCACUCUUGAUGCUAUGAUUAUGGAUGGGAAAACAAUGGAAGUGGGAGCUGUUGGAUGUAUACGUCGUAUAAAGGAUGCUAUUGGUGUGGCCAGGGCUGUGAUGGACCACACUGGACAUUCACUGCUGGUUGGAGAGUUAGCUACAAAGUUUGCUGUGGAAAUGGGAUUCAAAGAAGAAAACUUGUCUACAUCUCGAUCAGAUAAAAUCUACAAGGACUGGAAAAGUUACCAUUGUCAACCAAACUUCAGAAAGAGUGUCACACCAGACCCCAAACACAACUGCGGGCCAUAUUCAUCUUUGGGGCUAAAAGAGAGUUACACCAAGGGAGAUAAUUCACGUAAGAGAUACAAUGUGCAGAGGAGAAAUCACGACACCAUAGGAAUGGUAGCUAUUGAUGCUAAUGGACAUGUUGCCGCGGGAACAACCACAAACGGGCUAGAUCAUAAAAUCCCAGGGAGAGUGGGAGACUCACCAAUCAUGGGAGCAGGAGCAUACGCUCGGAAUGGAGUGGGAGGAUCAGCGUCGACGGGAGAUGGGGAUGUCAUGAUGAGAUUUCUACCGUCAUUCAAUGCCGUCAACCUGAUGUCGAUGGGCGUAGAUCCAAACACAGCUGCGGAGAAAGCUCUGAUUCCUAUUAAAGAGUUCUACCCAACGUUUAGUGGGGCUGUAAUAACUGUUAACAAUGCAGGCAUUGUUGGAGCUGCGUGUCACGGAUUUGCUGUUUUCCAGUUUUCUGUAGUGGACAUAGCAUCACAAGGAGUCCAUAUCCAUUACAAGAACUGUUCCAACUGAAUGGCUUUCUGAUUAACUUCCAUUAAAGUUCUGAACUGUUGAACUAUAAUGAAAUAUUUGAACGAAGCUAUAACUGGAAUUGUAUAUGAUGUAAACAUGAUACAUUUUCUGUGAGUUUUAGCUUGUGAACAACAUGUUAUUGUCACGUACAACACUCAAAGAUUCUGUGAUAUAGUUAUGGUGAUUGUCUUUAUUCAGUGGGCAGGGUAAGGGGAGCUCAGCAUAAUAGGAGGUACAUGCAUAAUAAACACAACAUUCCCUUAUACAAAUGUAGUAGGAGUGGGAAAAUGCACGGCCAGAUCAUACAACUUACAAAACAUUCCAUAGGCCUAUGCACACAUGCACACACAUGUAAAAUACCCAACUUCCACACAACAAACACAACACAACAUUCCCUUGUACAACAUUCACAUCAUAACAUUCCCACAUACAACAUCUCAUCUAAUGACUUUCCGUAUAUAUUAAUAUAUUGUAAAACUCUAAUAACAUAACACAACCUUCUCUCAUACAACAUUCACAACACAACAUUCCCUCAUACAACAUUCGCUUCUAAUCCUUCAACCAGACAAAUAUCUUUAAGUGCAUUAUAGUCUGGGAGGUAGCAUUAUGUAUUUAUUUUGUAUAUUUACUUUUAAAUAUUUUCUUUGUCAAACAUUUUUGGGGUGUGUUGAAAAACCGCAAGGGUGCAGAUGAUGUACAAAUUCCAAUUAAUCAUUUUAAUGGUCUGUGAAAGAAGUAAACUCAUAAAAUGUUCAUUUAUAGAAAAUUUGUUACCUCUGUAUGCGUCUUCUGUCAAAUGAUGUUUGACUAUGAAGAAGAAUAUGGAUAUUUCUAUGUCCACUUUUGAAUGUUAUCUAUUUUUUUUUAUAAAACACACAUGUUACGGUGUAUGUUUUUUUAUCUUCACUGACCUAUACGUAGGUGCCUUCGUCAGUUAUGGGGUUUAACCAUGCUUACAAACUCUCUAGAUCUAUUUACACAGUAAACGUUCCUAAUUGUUGUGAUGUUUAGGGUCCAUAGGAUAUAUAGGUAAAUAUUACAGGAGACUGGAGUCAGUAAUAUGACAUAUGUAAACAACAACCGUCCAGUGUGUUUUGUACAGAUCUGUUAGUUUACAUUAAUUACUUUGUAAAUAAUUCCAGUGUGAUUUCGUGUGUGGUUACAGCUGUUAUGAGGUGUGAUAGUUUACCUUUGGUUAUUGGAAUGGUCGAUUUUUAAGUUGAUUUUGAAAGUUAUAUCUAAUCCCUGUGGUGAGUAUGUCUGCCGAUGUUUGAUAAAUCAAUGAUGAUCGACGGGCGGUUGUCCGUAGACGUACCUUUGUUUAUAGAUCGUAUCGAUGGCAUGAUAUAUAGCAACGUUAAAGAUUCAUCUGAGACAAAGAUGAUGUGAUAGGACAACUGUUAAUAAACAUGUCCAGAAAUGUUUAAAUGACUUUUAAAAUAUUUUCUAUUUCAUAUAUAUUGAUAUAUUGUAAAACUCUAAUAAAAUCUAAUGUCUUUCUUGUUCUAAAGAAAUAGUCUAAUACUGUAUUAAAAAUUAACUAUGCUGGAUGUCCAUGGAUAUUUUUCAUUGAAUUUUUAAUUUAGUUAAUAUGCUAUAGUGACAUUAGAUUAAUUGACUAUCAUGUAUGAACAUUAUUAUAAUGUCAUUCUAGGUUACUAAUCUCUUUAAGAUUCUUUGUUUGGGUCUGAUGUCAUUGUCUUUUGUUUGGAUGAGAUGUCAUUGUCUUUUGUUUGGAUGAGAUGACAUUGUCUUUUGUUUGGAUGAGAUGUCAUUGUCUUUUGUUUGGAGGAGAUGACAUUGUCUUUUGUUUGGAUGAGAUGACAUUGUCUUUUGUUUGGAGGAGAUGGCAUUGUCUUUUAUUUGGAUCUGAUGACAUUGUCUUUUGUUAAGAUCUGAUGACAUAGUCUUUCGUUUGGAUGUGAUGACAUUGUCUUUUGUUUGGAUCUGAUGACAUUGUCUUUUGUUUGGGUCUGAUGACAUUGUCUUUUGUUUGGAUGAGAUGACAUUGUUUUUUGUUUGGAUGAGAUGACAUUGUCUUUUGUUUGGAUGUGAUGACAUUGUCUUUUGUUUGGAUGUGAUGACAUUGUCUUUUGUUUGGGUCUGAUGUCAUUGUCUUUUGUUUGGAUGAGAUGUCAUUGUCUUUUAUUUGGAUCUGAUGACAUUGUCUUUUGUUUGGAUGAGAUGACAUUACAUUGUCUUUUGUUUGGAUGAGAUGACAUUGUCUUUUGUUUGGAUGUGAUGUCAUUGUCUUUUGUUUGGAUGAGAUGACACUGUCUUUUGUUUGGAUGAGACGUCAUUGUCUUUUGUUUGGAUGAGAUGUCAUUGUCUUUUGUUUGGAUGAGAUGACAUUGUCUUUUGUUUGGAUGAGAUGUCAUUGUGUUUUGUUUGGAUGAGAUGACAUUGUCUUUUGUUUGGAUCUCAUGACAUUGUCUUUUGUUUAGAUCUGAUAACAUUGUCUUUUGUUUGGAUGUGAUGUCAUUGUCUUUUUUUUGAUGUGCAGACCAAACCUUCUUGUACAUACAUGUAUAUAAUGUUGAUGUGUGACUUUUCUCUAGGUUAGAUGUGUAGACAAUAUCAAUCAUGAUGGAAAUGUUGAAUCAUUAUUUUUUUACAAUAAAUUAUUUUUUUCUAG